This is a messenger RNA of Symbiodinium pilosum, 1356 nucleotides long. The record is from the annotation of a GenBank genome assembly. Lineage: Eukaryota; Dinophyceae; Suessiales; Symbiodiniaceae.
GCCCAGGAGGUCUUGAAGAAAGUGCUACAGAAGCACAACCACCAAAGAGAGAAGCGGGAGUUCGUGACGCCCCACAAGACUGCACCAGCACCUCCAUCGAAGAAGAAAGGACAGGUCAAGGAACAACUGCUUCAGCGACGCAAAGAGAAAUCCUCGAAAGCGAAGGUGAACGCCAAUACCAGCUCCCUGGAUGAUGCCGUGGCCUCCAAGUGGAUUGACCCAAUUGCAGACUUGGGUGAGGACAUUGGCGGGGCCAUUGCAGAUGGCACCGGUUUGGUUGGCGAUGCUUUAGGGGAUGCUUAUGAGUCCGCGGCAGACCAAGUCUCCUUCGUCGCAAACACGGUCAUUGACUCCGUGGAGCUGGCAGUUGACAUUCUGAUCCGAGGUUUCACAGACUGGAAUGCUGGAUGUGAUGAGAGCAGCUGGCCAUCCAUGAGGAUCGAUUCGCGCGGGCUCAACGUGAAUUGGGGACGACAGAAAUGUUGGAUCCGCCUCAUGGGGCAGACCGUCCAGCUCUUCGAUUUCAACUUUGGAACGACGGAUCUCAGCUGGCCAGAGCCCAUUAAGACCGUGGCGGACUUCGGCGUGAGCGCCGCCAAGGCCCUCUUCACCAUGGGCAAGGAGAUCGUGAAUUGCGUUACAAGCGGCGGCGUUCUGGAUGUUUUCAAAUGCUUCGGCAACAAGCUGAUCCAGUAUGUCCCGCCGCUGAACUUCCUCAACCGUGUGCCCGACGUUCUCAGUGAGUUCAUCCUUGUCUUUGCAAAGGUCGCUUCCGCUGUUGUCAAGCAGGUCUUACAUGAUGGCCAGUCCUUGGUGCAAGAGGCCGUGACCUCGGAGUUUCCGGCGGCAGGCGAGAAGCCCAUGGUGCACCAUUCGGGUCAACAUCUGAUCAUCCAGACUCACUCACAGCGCCGGCCUGCAGAGGAGCGCCCUGAGAUGUCCUCGCUACAGGAGACUGCUGAGAUCCGGGAUGGCCCAACCGGCCCUAAACAGGUCGUCAACUUCAAGGUCAGUGCCAUUGAUGCCAACUACCAGACGAAGCUCAUCACCCAGUUUCAAGGCAAGGAGGUGGAUACUUCCUCGUGCUUGGCUUUCGCGCCCAAGAACAAGACGGGCACGAACAACCAGGCGACAAAGCAGGACUGGCAGGUCGGGAAAGAAGAGGAUUUCAUCAAGCUGGAACCAUGGGCUGUUCCCUGCAGCCAAGUUUGGAUGAAGAAGAAUUGGGACAAGUGGCAGGGCUACACUUUCUACAGUUGGGAGGUGCCACUUGAGAAGUGCGUCACUGUGACAUAUUCUCUGUCCAUGCAGCCGGUGAUUGCCUUCGUAGGUGGCUUACAAUUUGACUUGAUGCCG